This is a messenger RNA of Rhagoletis zephyria (snowberry fruit fly), 1103 nucleotides long. RefSeq names its product synaptic vesicular amine transporter-like. NCBI's taxonomy places the organism in Eukaryota, Metazoa, Arthropoda, Insecta, Diptera, Tephritidae. Gene Ontology annotation, molecular function: serotonin:sodium:chloride symporter activity. Gene Ontology annotation, biological process: aminergic neurotransmitter loading into synaptic vesicle; transmembrane transport. Gene Ontology annotation, cellular component: synaptic vesicle membrane; terminal bouton. The record is from RefSeq and is a predicted model, not a curated record.
CAUUAUCAUCAUCUUCAGGAACAUCUCCUCCUGCGGCGGAGAGCGAGCAGUCCCUCCGGCACCGCCUGCUGGUGUCGGAGAACGCCGAGGUGGGCGUCAUGUUCGCCUCGAAGCCGGUCGUCCAGGCGCUGACCAACCUCUUUGUAGGGCCCCUCACUGCUCGCAUCGGCUACAGCUGGCCGCUCUUCUUCGGCCUCAUUCUGCUCUUUCUCUCCACUAUGGUCUUCGCCAUUGGCACCACCUACCCGACGCUGUUUCUGGCGCGGUCGAUGCAGGGCGUCGGCUCGGCCUUCACCUCGGUGGCGNAGUACCCCGACGACCGGGAACGGGGCAACUGCAUGGCCAUUGCCCUGGGCGGGCUGGCGCUGGGCGUGCUGAUUGGGCCGCCCUUUGGAGGGAUGAUGUACCAAUUUGUGGGGCAGAGUUCGCCCUUCAUCACCCUCGCCCUGCUCGCCCUGCUGGACGGAUGCCUUCAGCUGCUGGUCCUCCAGCCCGAGGUGGUGCGCGAGCAGGUGGCCGGCCCCUCCCUGCUCACCCUCAUCCGCGACCCGUACAUCGCCAUCGCCGCGGGGGCGAUCACCUUCGCCAAUGCGGGCAUCGCCAUGCUGGAGCCCUCCCUGCCCCUCUGGAUGAUGGACACCAUGGGCUCGAACAACUGGGAGCAGGGGGCGGCCUUCCUCCCCGCCUCCAUCGCCUACCUGGUGGGGACGAACGUCUUUGGGCCGCUGGGCCACCGGAUCGGCCGCUGGCUCAGCUCGCUCCUCGGUCUGGUGAUGAUCGCCCUGGCGUUGCUCAGUAUUCCCAUGGCCACCUCGCUCGCCGGCCUCAUCAUACCGAACGGGAUGAUCGGCUUCGCCAUCGGCAUGGUCGACUCCUCGAUGAUGCCCAUGCUCGGCUACCUGGUGGACAUUCGCCACAGCUCGGUGUACGGCAGCGUCUACGCCAUCGGCGAUGUCGCUCUCUGCGUCGGCUACAUCAUCGGCCCUGCCCUUUCGGGCGUCCUCGUCAACUGGUUCGGCUUUGGCGGCCUCUGCACCACCACCGCCUUUGUCUGCUUUCUCUUUGUGCCGGCGAUGUUUGCGCUGCGAAAUCCGCCACCGAGG